Messenger RNA from [Candida] anglica, 4277 nucleotides. NCBI's taxonomy places the organism in Eukaryota, Fungi, Ascomycota, Pichiomycetes, Serinales, Debaryomycetaceae. The record is from the annotation of a GenBank genome assembly.
ACGAGAGAUCGUUUACCGUGUUUGCAUUCUAGUAUAUACUGACUAGAAUAUAGCCCAGCACAAUUCCUGCUAAAGUGUAAGAGAAAGGACCAAAUCAGAAAAAAAAAAUAAAACUUAGCACUAAAUAUUAAUUAAAAAAGGAUAAGAGUCGCAAACGAGGAGUUCCAACCACAAAUCAUCUCUGUCAACGAAGCUUGCGCAUAUACAACCUUGAUACAUAAUGUCGGAGAAUACGUGUAGAAUAUGUCGUGGUGAGGCUACAGAAUCACAACCACUUUUGCACCCAUGUAAAUGCCGUGGUUCUAUCAAGUACACUCAUCAAGACUGUCUUCUUGAAUGGCUUAACCAUUCCAACAAGUCUACUUCAAAGUGUGACAUUUGUAACACCCCAUACAAGUUCCGUACAAUAUAUGACCCGCAGAUGCCUAAGACAAUCCCUGUGCGUCUUGUAUGGGAGAAGCUUGUACUGACAGUUGUUGGUGGUAUUACAAAUCUACUUUGGGUGUUUCUAUACAUUGCUUGUAUCGUGGUACAAAUUCCUCUUUAUUGGAAGUUUAUUGGCCGGGUGUUUACAUGGACUUUGGAUGGACACCUUCCACAGGAAAACAAUCUGAGCUUAUUUGUUGCCUUGCUCUUUGGUAGUCACGAAUGGAUGCCUGAAACCAAUGCAUCUCUAUCAACUGUCCAAAUUUUUGGAUAUGCUUUGAAAAAGUUCAUUGUACAUACCUACUUGCCAGGGUUAUUAUAUGUGACACUGUUUAUCCUUGCCCACAUUGCAUUAUUUAUCGUUCACGAAUACGUUGUUCGAGACAAGGGGUUCAACCCUUUAUUAUUGAGAGAAAUUGGUGAAGAACCUCAAGUGAAGUUGUUGGAAGUAUUGGAAAAACUACUUGCGAAUAUAAGAAGAGGGGAAAAUAAUGUUGAUAACGAAGCUUCUGAACAUGUAAGACCACGUGCAGACCUUGCUGCUCCAAACGCUGCUGGUCCUGCCGAUGACAUGGUGAGAAGGGCACUUCAUGACUUACAAAAUGAAGACUACAAUGAUGCCCUCUUUAAAGAGGAACUUCUUCGAGGUUUCAUUGACGAGCGCUGGGAUGGCCAACCAAGACCGGUGGCUGCUGAAGAAGAUGCCAAUGGAAACUUUGCCCCAACUGAAGCCCUAGUAGAAAAUCAAAAUGGUGUUGCUGAAGAUCCUGCUUAUACUGAAGAAGGACUUCGCAGAUUUAUUGACAAUCAAUUGGAAAGUAAUAGAAAUGAAAAUGUAAAUGCUCAACCUGCUCACUUUGAUGCUGCUGAACAUUUUGCGUUCAACUUUGAUGAAGAUGACCUCAAUCUGGAUGAUGAAGAAGCUGAUCCUUUUCUACAUGAUGUUAGACGCCCGGAAGCAAUGGAUGCGUUACCAAUACCCCGUCGUCGGGCAUUAUUCAAUCAACUUCCAGACCGUCGUCCUCAGCCACCACCCCAACAGCAAGCACAAAGAAACCUUGAAAACAUCCUCCAAGAAGCAGCAAGAGCUCGAAACGCUGAAGAUCAACCUAGAGAAAAUGAGAACAAUGCUAACAACAAUGCAAAUGCAGGAGAACUUGGUGAAGAAGAAGUUAAUGGUGAUUUCCUCGACCUUCUUGGAAUAAACUUCAACAAUCUCCGUACUCCUAUUUAUCUAAUGGCUUUAGGUAACUCGAUCAUAUCUGUGUAUCUUUUCCUUGCCUAUUUAGUUCCCCAUAUGAUUGGUAACUUUAUCACUGGCAUUAUAGGAAAUGUGUUUAAAUUAUUGCUCCUCAUUGACAAACUUCCAUUUCCUCAAUGGUCCAAAACACUCACCACUGGAAAUGAAUCAGUUGACACUGCCCUCUACGUUAUAAACAAAAUGUAUGUUAAACCUGCUUUUGCUACUGUGGAGAGAAUUUUUGAUCCACAGCAUUCGAAUCCUGGUCUCUUCGAGAGAUUCGUCUUCCUCACCAUUGGUUACAUGUUCUUUGUUGGGGCAAUCCAUCGUUUCAUGAAGAAAAUAUUAAAUUCGUCCCGUAAACCAAUAAUGGGUACUCCACGUAAGGUUUACAAAAUUUUAUUUGAAAUUGCAGUAACUACAAAAGUGUUUGUGGUAUUUUUUGUUGACAUUGUCUUUUUCCCAAUAUAUUGUGCUUGGUUGUUGGACUUUUCUGUUUCUCCAUUAUUCUUCAAGAAUCUCACUAAGCCUGAUCCUACUGAUGGGACAUAUGUAUUCACAGUGUUUUGGUCAGAGUGGAUCCAUGAACAUGCUGGAAUAUUCGCUCAAUUUGUAUUUUAUUGGCUUAUGGGAACUCUCUAUAUGGUGUGUCUCACUGUUUUUGUCGGGAUGGUGAGAGACCGGAUCGUUCGUGGAGGUGUAUUAUGGUUUAUCCGUUCUCCAGAUGACCCUGAUCCUAAAUUGGUUAAUGAUACGCUUAAGAAACCUCUUAAACUGCAGCUUUCUCGUAUUAACUUGUGUAUUCGGAUCUAUUUUGGUUUCAUCGUCAUAUUUAUCGGUGGUGUAAUCUGGCUGCUUCAUUGGGGCUUCUCCGGUGAUGAGAAUACAAAGGCAACUAUUUUACCUAUACAAGUUCCUCUUAAUAAGUCUGCGUUGAUUGUUUACAUUCUGUUGGCAUUGUCGUUCAAUGAACGGAAAUUAGUUACCCAAUAUUGUCGACUUUAUUGGACUAAAGUCUUUGAAUUGGCCACUCAUAAGCUAAGACUCUCGCAUUUUAUCUUGGGUAGAGUUAUCCCCCAGGAACGUGGCUAUGUCGUUUACCGUAACAUGUGGCAACAAAUACUUGCUGUAGCAGUUCCAGAUUAUUCUCAACCGGUUAGUUACCGUGGAGCCUUGCGUAUAUUUGAGGAAAAUCCUUCCGUCAAUGCAUGUUUUGUUCCUGAUGGGAAUUAUGUCAGAGCUCCGGAAUAUGAUACUGCCAAUAGAAGUUAUGUUCGUACACUCUUUGUUCCAGUGACCAAAGAUGAUAAGUUGUUAUCAUCCUCAGCUGCGACAGCACCAACUGCCACCAACUCGGACAAUCUGGAUGAAGAUGGAUAUGAUAGUGACUCGUCGUUGGAAGAAGGUAAGAUUCAAAACUCGUAUAUUGUUGUCUAUCGUCCUCCUAAUUUCAAGAUGAGAUGCUUUGGAUUGAUUGUUUUGUUAUGGUUGUUUGCUGUCUUACUUAUUCUCUCUGUGGUCUUCCUUGGACUCAUCUUGGGUAGACCAAUGUUAAAGGCUGGAGAUGUGGCAUAUAAUGCAUUCUUACUGUAUGGACUUAAAAUGUUUGCUGGUCUUGAAGGAGCAACCAUGUCUGUUCCUUCUUCUGAAAAUGCAUUUGAUUGGCAUUGUGCAGACUUAGUCUCUCUCUUACUUGGAGUGAAAUUGGAAUGUAUUUUCCUUAAAUAUUAUCAUGGAGAAUCUGAUGAUCAAGUUGUCAAUGAGGUUCAACAAGAAGCCGCAGGACCAAACGCUGUUGAUGUUACAAUGCUCACAUUUAGUUAUUUCUUCACUUUCCUCCUCUGGAUGCAAUGGAUUGCCUCGGUCCAUAAACAGUGUGUUGAUAUACCUUUGCGUUUGGCAUUGGGACUUCUGUCGGUAUCAUCCAAUGACAACUCGUCGUACCUGAACGAAUUUAUUGUCACCAAACUUACUAUUGCCGUCCAUCUCUUUGUUGGUCUUUUCACAGUUUUGCCCUUUUGUAAAUUGGCAGUUUCUAUUGGCCGCGGUUACUUUGCUGGUGGUGAAAACAUGGAUACUCCCAGAUUUGUUUGGAAGAAGUGUGCGUUGCCAGUACUUGCAAACUUUUUGAUUACUCAUUUCCCCACCUUGAUUGCCAUGGUGCAGACAUAUUUAUAUUCUGAGUCCUCCAUUAGUGUCAAACUGUAUGCGUCUGCGUUGGCCGUGCUUAUUGUUUACAAGGUGGUGACGGGUGCUCUGGCAUUAUUGAAGAAUAUCAACGCCAAGGUCAAAAACGAGAAAUAUGUACAAGGAAAAGCUAUAGAGAAUAUGGAGUAGAUAGUUAGUUCAUUAGGAAUGUAAAUAGACUAUAUGUAAAUAAAGGGCCCUGUUCCUUCCAGUUCUGUAACUUGUUCAAAGGUUAUGUGAUUAUUAUUUCUUCCUUUAUCAUUGCUGACUUAUACCGUAAAAAGGCAGACAUGUCAGAACUCUUUUUCGAGACAAGUGCCACAAGAAUCUAGUUCUCGCCUCCCAUGAGAAGUCAUGGUUUGGAAAAAAGUUCGCCACCUACUUGUCAUUGCCUUACUCUCUUGUUAAAAUGAGUGCUAGUCAA